This is a messenger RNA of Galeopterus variegatus (Sunda flying lemur), 2281 nucleotides long. RefSeq names its product zinc finger protein 416-like. The record is from RefSeq and is a predicted model, not a curated record. NCBI's taxonomy places the organism in Eukaryota, Metazoa, Chordata, Mammalia, Dermoptera, Cynocephalidae. Gene Ontology annotation, molecular function: DNA-binding transcription repressor activity, RNA polymerase II-specific. The coding region runs from base 1 to 2001 and encodes 666 amino acids. The transcript has 4 exons. Gene Ontology annotation, biological process: negative regulation of transcription by RNA polymerase II.
AUGGCGGCGACGGCGCUGAGGGACCCGGCUCAGGGUUGUGUGACCUUUGAGGACGUGGCCAUUUACUUCUCCCAGGAGGAGUGGAGGCUCCUUGAUGAGGCUCAGAGGCUCCUGUACCAUGAUGUGAUGCUGGAGAACUUUGCACUUGUAGUCUCACUGGUUUGUUGUCAAGGAACAGAAGAUGAAGAGACACCUUCAGAACAGAGUGUUUCUUUAGAAGGAGUGGCACAGGUUAGGACUUUAAAGGCAGGUCUGUCCACCCAGAAGACUCAGCCCUGUGAGAUGUGUGUCCCAAUCCUGAAAGAUAUUUUGCAUCUGGGUGAUCAAUGUAGACAGAAGCCAUACUUUGCUGGGACAUGUGCAAACCUUCACCAGGACCGGAAGCAUUGCAGUGCAGAAUAUCCAUUAAGAAGAGAUGUGGAUUGGGCUUCCUUUGUGAAGAGCUACAUAUUCCAUGUGUCAGGGAAUCCCUUCUUCUGCAGGAAGAUUGGAAAGGACUUUCUGGCCAAGUGGAGCCUUCUUCAGACCCAGGUCAUUCCUAAAGGUGAGAAGCCAAACAAAAUCACCAAGUGUGGGGAGGCCUUUCACUGUGGAAAACAUCGUUACAAGUUAGGUGAAUGCAGAAAAGUUUCUAGCCACAAACAUACUCUUGUUCAGCACCAAAGAAUCUGUACUGGAAAAAGAGUUUAUGAUUCUAGCAAAUGUGGAAAAGCCUUCUGUGACAAAUACUCACUUGUUCCAUUCCAGAGAGUCCACACUGGAGAAAGGCCUUAUGAGUGCAGUGAAUGUGGAAAAUCUUUUAGCCAAAAAGCCACCCUUACUAUACACCAGAGAGUUCAUACUGGAGAAAGGCCAUAUAAGUGUGGAGAAUGUGAGAAAUCUUUUAGUCAAAGUUCCAACCUCAUUGAACACUGCAGAAUUCACACUGGAGAAAGGCCAUAUGAGUGUGGGGAAUGUGGGAAAGCCUUUGGGUGCAAAUCCAACCUUGUUCGGCACCAGAGAACUCACACAGGAGAAAGGCCUUAUGAGUGUGGCCAAUGUGAGAAAUCCUUUAGUCAAAAAGCCACCCUCAUUAUACAUCAGAGAGUUCACACUGGAGAAAGGCCAUAUAAGUGUGGAGAAUGUGGAAAAUCCUUUAGUCAAAGCUCCAAUCUUAUUGAACAUUGCAGAAUUCACACUGGAGAAAGGCCAUAUGAGUGUGGGGAAUGUGGAAAAUCCUUUAGCCAGAGAACCACUCUCAUUAGACACCAGAGAAUUCACACUGGAGAAAGGCCUUAUGAGUGUGGUGUAUGUGGGAAGUUCUUUAGACAAAACUUCAGCCUCAUUGAACACCGUAGAAUUCACACUACAGCAAAGAUUUAUGAGUGUGGCCAGUGUGGGAAAUCAUUUAGCCAAAGGGCCACCCUUAUUAGGCACCAAAGAGUUCACACUGGCGAAAGGCCUUAUGAGUGUGGAGAAUGUGGGAAAGCCUUUGGGUACAAAUCCAAACUUGAUCGACAUCAGAGAACUCACACUGGAGAAAGACCUUAUGAGUGUGGUGUAUGUGGGAAAUUCUUUAGGCAAAGCUACAGUCUCAUUGAACACCAGAGAAUUCACACUAGAACAAGGCCUUAUGAGUGUGGCCAGUGUGAGAAAUCCUUUAGCCGAAGAGCUGCCUUCAUUAAACACCAGAGAGUUCAUACUGGAGAAAGGCCUUAUAAGUGUGGAGAAUGUGGAAAAUCCUUUAGUCGAAGCACUAGCCUUAUUCAACACUGCAGAAUUCACACUGGAGAAAGGCCAUAUGAGUGUGACCAAUGUGGGAAAUCUUUUAGACAGAAGUCUGUUCUCAUUCAACAUCAAGUAGUUCACACUGGAGAAAGACCCUAUGAAUGUGGCAAAUGUGGAAAAUCUUUUAGCCAACGCUCAAGCUUUUUUCAACACCAAAAGUAUCACACCAUGGAGAGGCCUCAUAAAGGCAGCAAAUAUGGGAAAUCCUUCAGCCCAAGGUCCAAUGUUGUUUAGCACCAGAAAGUCCAUACGUAAGGCCUUACAACUGCAGGGGAUGUGUUAUCUCUGUUCAGCACUAGACAGCCUUUGUAAGGGAACCAUCUGCCUGAAGUUGAACCAAGCACCAAGAGGGGUGAAAUUCUCCACGAGUUCCAGGCAUGUGUGGGGCUUACAGGAGCUACUUGCGCUUUCUGAACCAUCUGGGGGCCUUGCCAGAGUUAAGUCACUUCCACAUUCUCUUGUAGAAGCCAUGUCCUCUCACACCUUGCACAGUGUGCAUUGGUCACCCUGACAU